Molecule: messenger RNA, 954 nt
Organism: Trematosphaeria pertusa
Lineage: Eukaryota; Fungi; Ascomycota; Dothideomycetes; Pleosporales; Trematosphaeriaceae
Exons: 1
Coding region: 366-845 (159 amino acids)
Source: RefSeq, a predicted model, not a curated record
AUAGAGCUUCCGGUGGUAUGGGUGGUGCAACGACGGUCGUCUGCAGAUAGAGAUUGGUGAGGGUGGGAAGCGCGUGUGUUGUUCGCCUGCGCGGUUGCUGGAGCUCAAGUUGUCGUCGGCGGAAGCCCUAGUCGCCAAGCCCGAGGUCACGUGAAGACUAACUCACCCACCUGGGCAAGCGUUCAACGACGAUCCGGCAAGAUAACGGAAACAACAGGACAGCGUUAAACACAUCCUGGAUACAGGCUUCGCGUAGGCGAGACAGAUGGUAUGGAACAGUGUUCAAGAUCCAUACAUUUGCCCCCACGAGUACUCUCAGUCCGCCGACACCCUCAAUUAUUGGCUCUGGUCCGAGCGCAGCCGCAAUGCACGACACCUCGGAGAAGCCCACAUCGUUCGACGUGUUUCACCGCUCUGUCCCGGCCCAAAGAAAGGAUGUAUCGUCAUCCUUUCGUCCCCAACCAAAAAGCAUGACCCAGUGGUUGGACCCGCGAAAGGGAUCCUGGCACCCUUCAUGCACCAAAGGCUUGACGAAUGCCGGCGAUACUCGCUUCUGUCCGUCGGCUCCCAUCCCGCGCUACCUUCCGGGCUUACGAAGGUUGACCACUGCCAUGGCAGACCAAGAGAGACAUGACAAGCAUCUGAUCGACGGCGAGAGGCGGUGGUUUUCGAUGACCUGCACAUCCUGUCACCACCAACUCGAAGCGACUCGGAUGCUGGAUUCUUGGCAGCCACCAACCACUUCAUUCAUUGUGCUAUUUCUUCCCGGCAUGCGUCAAGCAGGCAAUGACCAAGGGACUGUCUGGCCUGACCAGCUUCAUACAGUACCCCACAGUCGCGGAUGAUGAUGGGGAGAUGCAUGCAAUAAACGGUCACACCCUGGUCAUUUAUCGGCGUGCUCAAACAGAGCGAAUCCGGACCACCCGCCGGCGUUGUCUUUUCCUUUCCGCCCUG